AAUUUUAUCAAUGGUGUCAAAAAAUGAUGUAGCUACAUGAAAAAUGGAUGCAAUGAUGCUAGUGUUUGCCGGUCCACUACAUACACACGUACUGUACGCACGCUUUGGACAUAUGAUGCAACUUUACAUGUGAGACGUAUUUGUGAUAUCGUGAUUGCCAGUGCAUAUUAUCUCGAAAAUGGCAGCCGCCUUCAGAAUUAAGCACGUUAUUAAAUUAGGAAGAUCUUUUUCGAGAUCGUUAAAUAGAAAUUUGCAGGAGAAAUUAGUUCAAUCGCAAUGCCAACGACUACCAGUUAUCUACAAUCAUGUACGACAUUUGUCCUCUCAACCAGAGAUUCAAACUACAGAGUACCAUAAUAUUAUAAAAGAUACAGAGAAAGCUAAAGGUGAGAGUGCCAAGCAUCAGUUUCAGUCCGAAACGCAAAUGUUGCUGCAAAUUGUUGCAAAGUCUUUAUAUUCAGAUAAAGAGGUAUUUGUACGUGAACUCGUUUCAAACGCCAGCGAUGCACUGGAGAAAUUGCGAUAUUUACGUCUGAGCGACAGCGAGAUUGCGCAAGUAGCUGGCGACAGAAGUUUGGAGAUACAUAUUGGCACUGACAAACAAAAUCGUACUCUAACAAUCCAAGACACUGGUGUGGGAAUGACUAGAGAGGAACUGAUAGCCAAUUUGGGAACUAUAGCUCGAUCUGGCUCCAAGGCAUUUCUAAAAAAGUUAAAAGACCAAAACGCCAGUGAUACAUCCAAAAUUAUUGGGCAGUUUGGGGUUGGAUUUUAUAGUGCUUUCAUGGUUGCUGAUAAAGUAGAAGUAUUUACUAAAUCUUUUGCAAGUGACGCAGAGGGUCUUUGUUGGACGUCAGAUGGAUCAGGUACAUUUGAGAUUUCAAAUGCGGACGGUGUACAGCCAGGCUCAAAGAUUGUUAUACAUUUGAAGCCAGAUAGCCGAGAAUUCAGUGAUGAGAAUACUAUCAAUCGCGUUAUCAACAAGUACAGUAAUUUCGUCGGCAGUCCUAUUUUUGUGAAUGGAAAGAGGACUAAUACAAUUCAGCCAUUGUGGAUGUUUGAUCCAAAAGAUGUCACGCCGUUGCAACAUGCAGAAUUUUAUCGAUUCAUAGGAAAUUGCAUUGAUUCACCAAGAUUUGUAUUACAUUAUUCGACGGAUGUGCCGUUGAGUAUCAAGGCUCUGUUAUAUUUCCCGGAUGAAAAGCCUGGAUUGUUCGAUCUAGCGAGGGGCAUUACCAGUGGAGUGUCGCUCUACAACCGAAAGAUUCUAAUUAAAAGCAAAGCAGAGAAUAUCUUACCAAAAUGGCUACGUUUCAUUACAGGCGUAGUAGAUUCGGAAGACAUACCGUUAAAUUUGAGCCGUGAACUGCUACAAAACAGUACACUGAUUGGAAAAUUACGAAACGUGUUGACCGCACGUAUACUAAAAUUCUUAAAUGAGCGAUCUACGAAACAGCCAGAAGACUAUAAUGAAUUUUACAAAGCUUACGGCUUGUUUUUAAAAGAAGGCAUUAUAACGAGUUCUGAUCAGUCUGAAAAGGAAGAUAUAGGCAAACUCUUGCGCUUUGAAUCUUCCGCUGCUGCUCUGGGGGAAUUAGUCAGCCUGUCGCAAUACUGCAGCCGUUUAGCAAAAGAUCAAAAGGAUAUAUUUUAUUUGUCAGCACCGAGCCGAACUCUAGCCGAGCAGUCGCCGUAUUAUGAAUCUUUGAAAAAACGAAAUGUUGAAGUUUUAUUCUGCUAUGAGCCAUAUGAUGAAUUAGUAUUAAUGCAUUUGAGGCAGUAUAAAACUAACCUUUUGACGUCCGCGGAGAAAGAAAUGCGAGAUGAUACGGAAGCAAAUAAACCAGAAAAUUUAGGUAUUAUAAAUAAGGAUGAACUGGAUAACCUUGUAAACUAUAUGAAAAAAAUUCUCAACAAGAAAGCGUAUGAUGUCAAGAUGACGAAUCGUUUGGAAUCGCAUCCUUGCGUUGUAACCGUUCAGGAUAUGGCAAGCGCGAGGCACUUUAUCCGCAUGCAGAGUCAUCAAAUGAACGAAGAAAUGCGAUAUUCCAUGCUUCAACCGCGCUUUGAGAUAAAUCCAAAUCAUCCUCUCAUCAAAAAGUUAUGCAAGCUAACAACUACAGAUACUGAAUUAGCUGAUCGUCUAAUAAAACAGUUGUUUACCGGUGCCAUGGUUGGAGCUGGUCUAAUUGAAGAUCCACGCAUAUUAUUGACAUCAAUGAACGAAUUACUUACCUUAGCGUUGCAAAAAUAUUAAGAAAUAGAGAGAAAUGAAUUGUGUAUCGAUAUGGAUAGUCAAUAUUAUUCUAUGAUUUAAAAUUCUCUAUAUAUUUUUUCCCCUCUAUUUUUAUAUCAUAGAAGAACAUUGAAUGUCCCAAGAUAUCGCAUAAAAUACUAAUAAGUUAUCCAUUUUCUUAUACAGAUAUGAGAAAAUAAGAAUAUUAAAUUGUGAAUAAAGGGGUAUAACUUAUUGUAGGCAAGAUUGGUUUCUUUAUUACAAUAGGUUGAUCUUGUACAAAUUAAUUAUAGCCUUACAAUAAUAACAAGUCAAGUUCCUCAUUUUCUUAAAAGAUUUCAUGAUAUCGAUAUGUAUUCUAUUAGCAGGGCUAGAUGUUAUGGCGAAUUUAGAAAUUGUACCCAUGUUUCCCAUGUUUUUUUUUCUUACAAUCCACGAUUUUAAAAGUUGUACACUCAAACUGGCAAGCAAUAAAUAAUUUUAUGAAAUUAUUUUACAUAAAACACAUAAA
This is a messenger RNA of Wasmannia auropunctata (little fire ant), 2747 nucleotides long. It is a transcript of the gene Trap1, whose product is annotated as heat shock protein 75 kDa, mitochondrial. Bases 179 to 2257 code for a protein of 692 amino acids. Lineage: Eukaryota; Metazoa; Arthropoda; Insecta; Hymenoptera; Formicidae. Gene Ontology annotation, biological process: protein folding. Gene Ontology annotation, cellular component: mitochondrial inner membrane. The record is from RefSeq and is a predicted model, not a curated record. The transcript is spliced from 13 exons. Gene Ontology annotation, molecular function: ATP hydrolysis activity; protein kinase binding; ATP binding.